CCUUCCCUAGAUCAGGGGCCAGGGCCAAAGACCUCCCAGCAGAAGAGGAGAGGAGGUUGUGUAGGACAAGCUGCUCCCGACAGAAGGAUGUCGCUGCUGAGCCUGCCCUGGCUGGGCCUCAGACCGGUGGCAACGUCCCCAUGGCUACUCCUGCUGCUGGUUGUGGGCUCCUGGCUACUCGCCCGUGUCCUGGCUUGGACCUAUGCCUUCUAUAACAACUGCCGUCGGCUCCAGUGUUUCCCACAGCCCCCAAAACGGAACUGGUUUUGGGGUCACCUGGGCCUGAUCACUCCUACAGAGGAGGGCUUGAAGAACUCGACCCAGAUGUCGGCCACCUAUUCCCAGGGCUUUACGAUAUGGCUGGGUCCCAUCAUCCCCUUCAUCGUUUUAUGCCACCCUGACACCAUCCGGUCUAUCACCAAUGCCUCAGCUGCCAUUGCGCCCAAGGAUGAUCUCUCCAUCAGGUUCCUGAAGCCCUGGCUGGGAGAAGGGAUACUGCUGAGUGGCGGUGACAAGUGGAGCCGCCACCGUCGGAUGCUGACGCCCGCCUUCCAUUUCAACAUCCUGAAGUCCUAUAUAACGAUCUUCAACAAGAGUGCAAAUAUCAUGCUUGACAAGUGGCAGCACCUGGCCUCAGAGGGCAGCAGUCAUCUGGACAUGUUUGAGCACAUCAGCCUCAUGACCUUGGACAGUCUGCAGAAAUGCAUCUUCAGCUUUGACAGCCAUUGUCAGGAGAGGCCCAGUGAAUAUAUUGCCACCAUCUUGGAGCUCAGUGCCCUUGUAGAGAAAAGAAGCCAGCAUAUCCUCCAGCACAUGGACUUUCUAUAUUACCUCUCUCACGACGGGCGGCGCUUCCACAGGGCCUGCCGCCUGGUGCACGACUUCACAGAUGCCGUCAUCCGGGAGCGGCGUCGCACCCUCCCCACUCAGGGUAUUGAUGAUUUUCUCAAGGACAAAGCCAAGUCCAAGACUUUGGAUUUCAUUGAUGUGCUUCUGCUGAGCAAGGAUGAAGAUGGGAAGGCGUUGUCAGAUGAGGAUAUAAGAGCAGAGGCUGACACCUUCAUGUUUGGAGGCCAUGACACCACGGCCAGUGGUCUCUCCUGGGUCCUAUACAACCUUGCGAGGCACCCAGAAUACCAGGAGCGCUGCCGACAGGAGGUGCAAGAGCUUCUGAAGGACCGCGAUCCUAAAGAGAUUGAAUGGGACGACCUGGCCCAGCUGCCCUUCCUGACCAUGUGCCUGAAGGAGAGCCUGAGGUUACAUCCCCCAGCUCCCUUCAUCUCCCGACGCUGCACCCAGGACAUUGUUCUCCCAGAUGGCCGAGUCAUCCCCAAAGGCAUUAUCUGCGUCAUCAAUAUUAUAGGGGUUCAUCACAACCCAACUGUGUGGCCGGAUCCUGAGGUCUAUGACCCCUUCCGCUUUGACCCAGAGAACAGCAAGGAGAGGUCACCUCUGGCUUUUAUUCCCUUCUCUGCAGGGCCCAGGAACUGCAUCGGGCAGGCGUUCGCCAUGGCAGAGAUGAAAGUGGUCCUGGCGUUGAUGCUGCUGCACUUCCGGUUCCUGCCAGACCACACGGAGCCCCGCAGGAAGCCGGAACUGAUCAUGCGCGCCGAGGGCGGGCUUUGGCUGCGGGUGGAGCCGCUGAAUGUAGGCUUGCAGUGACUCUCUGACCCAUCCACCUUUUUUUUUUGCAGAUUCGCAUGAAUAAAACGGUGCUGUCACCUCUG
Molecule: messenger RNA, 1727 nt
Organism: Pongo pygmaeus (Bornean orangutan)
Lineage: Eukaryota; Metazoa; Chordata; Mammalia; Primates; Hominidae
Product: cytochrome P450 4F12
Exons: 13
Coding region: 88-1662 (524 amino acids)
Biological process (GO): arachidonate metabolic process; menaquinone catabolic process; phylloquinone catabolic process
Molecular function (GO): heme binding; oxidoreductase activity, acting on paired donors, with incorporation or reduction of molecular oxygen; monooxygenase activity
Source: RefSeq, a predicted model, not a curated record